UCCGUGGAGCCCCACAAAGCUCUAAUCCUCGCCGUCGUGGUGUGCUGUUUUACUCCUGCUUCUUUUAUAGUGUUAGAGCUUCAAUAAGGGGGCAGUAGAUUGUGGGGGUCUUUUCUCUUUGUUAGGGGUGUUUGCUGAGCAGUGUAUGCAAAUACUCAUUGUCAUUGGUUUUACAAGGAAGGCUAGACUUGAAGCUGAUUGUAUCUACUCAGUGAUUUUCCCCCGAGUGGGUAUUCAAAGCCUGAAACACCGCAGCAAGGUGUGAAAAGCGUUUUGCAGUGAAACAUGCUGACGUCCCACAUGGCACCUUUCCAGCCAGGACAGCUCCUCAAGUCUUGUUCUAGAUGCCAUGCUCCCGUCAGACCCUCCCAGAGAAAUUUGUACCAAAAUGAGCACUCUUUCGGGCCACAUCUGGGCCGUGAGCAGACAUGAACACAGACAUGUGUGCUGGGCAGAUAAAGGGAAGGAUGGGUGUGACGUUUCUGAGAGGGUAGCAAGAUUAGGGCUGAGAUCACGAGCCAUGAGUUGGGAUUUUGCACAUGGCCAUGGAGGCUAUGAUUCUGAUUUUAGUGAUGAGGAGAAUGGAGAGAAGUCUGUUCAAAAGACGAAAAGUGAGAAGGAAGACAGCCUUCUGAUAAAGCCAUUCCAAAAAGCAAAGCAAGGCAGUGUGGUUCACAGACGAUUUGCAGCUGAAGAGUGGGAUAGGGAAGAAGCCAGAAAAAGAAGAUUUCACUUGAUAGCAAUGGAUGCCUAUGAAAGGCAUAAAAAGUUGGUGAAUGACUACAUUUUAUACUAUGGUGGCAAAAUAGAGGAUUUCCAACGUUCUGGAGCAAACGACAAGACAGAUCUUGAUGUUAUUAGAGAAAACCAUAGAUUCCUGUGGAACGAAGAUGAUGAAGCCGACAUGAAUUGGGAGAAGAGGCUUGCAAAGAAGUAUUAUGAUAAAUUGUUCAAAGAAUACUGUAUAGCAGAUCUCAGUAGAUACAAAGAAAAUAAGUUUGGAUUUCGAUGGCGACAUGAGAAAGAAGUAAUUUCAGGCAAAGGUCAGUUUUCCUGUGGAAAUAAGCACUGUGAUGAGAAGGAAGGCCUGAAGAGCUGGGAGGUGAAUUUUGGUUACGUUGAACAUGGUGAAAAGAGGAAUGCACUUGUGAAAUUGAGGCUAUGUCCAGACUGUUCCUACAAACUCAACUUUCAUCACCGGAGGAAAGAAGUCAAAGCACGCAAGAAAAGCAGCACAGCUCUACCAGACUCCAAAGAGCCAGAAAGUAAGAAGACAAAAUCAUCUUGUUCAGCAAAAAAGAAGUCAAAAAAAAAACCCCAUAAAGAUCACGUUUCUUCAGAAGAUUCAGAUAAUUCUGAUAAAGAUUCAGAUAACAGCAAUGCACAAGAUGGCCCUUCAGAUGCUGACUUUUGGAAAGGUCCUCUACAAGAAGCAGAUGAAAAAUCACGAGAGGAAGAAUUUGAUGAGUAUUUUCAAGACUUGUUUCUUUGAAAGUUCAAAUUGAUGUAAGCUGAUUCUCUUCAUGAAAUGUCAAGAUGAAGGUCUGGAAAUCCAGUCAUAAUUAGAGACCAGGGACAUCUUUCUGCCACCAUACCUUUUCUACAGUCACUCAUGUGGAUCUUUUGGGUAGAUUAUCUUUGUAGAAUUCUUCAGGUCUAAAAAUUUUUUUUCUUGUGGUAGGCUGUAUACUCAUGAAAGAUGAGAAACAAUGUUUCCAGUUCAGUGCAAAAGAUCUAUGGCACCCAAACUUAAGAGUAGGAAGAUGUAAACAAACAAGAAUAUAGUUUAUUGACAUUACAUCAUGGAAGUUGGCUGCUUUUUAUUUAAUGCCAAACUUCAGUUAUUGCCAGAUUUUUUUAAAGGAGCAUUUUGGAAGAUUCUGUUAAAAGUUUAAAGCCAUACACUUUAAUACAGACAUAUUCCUAUGUUAUUAAACAAGUGUUAAUAGCCUUAAAUUUAUUGGUCAUGUAGACUUUAAUACUUAGGUAUUAGUCUCUAUAAAUAUUCUCAAAUGCUACUGGAGAAGUUCAGUUUUUGCCAAAUAUGUAUUUUACUUGAAUUAAGUAAGCAUAUCUGAAAUGUCUCCCCUGCUCCUUAAUAAAGUUUAGUUCAUUGUGACUUUGUUUUAAAUUUUAGUUAUAAUAUGAUGUGACUGAUAAUACCGUUUGUAAAAAUCUGGUUCACUGGUGACAUUUUCGAUGUGAAAAAUAAAGUGUGUGGCUUUCUACUGGAGAUGUAUAUGUAACUUUUAUAUUAUCUCUGGUUGCUGAUCUCCUUAUCGUUGACUGAAUGUGAAUCCUUUAAAGUGUAAUCCUAAAUAUACAAGUAAAGAAUAUACUUGAGAAACU
Molecule: messenger RNA, 2349 nt
Organism: Apus apus (common swift)
Lineage: Eukaryota; Metazoa; Chordata; Aves; Apodiformes; Apodidae
Product: protein FRA10AC1
Exons: 14
Coding region: 350-1492 (380 amino acids)
Biological process (GO): dephosphorylation
Molecular function (GO): phosphatase activity
Source: RefSeq, a predicted model, not a curated record